AUGUCGUCCACCUUCCUCUCCAACAACUCGAUCGUUUCCACCUACAAUGGCACCUCCAACCCCACCGGACCUCAGUCUUCCGACGAACCCCUCUUCGCACCCAUCUCCAACUCCUCUAACCCAAACCCUUCGCGUGUCUGCUAUUUUUUCGACUCGGACAUCGGCAACUACCACUACGGGCCCGGUCAUCCCAUGAAACCCACGCGCAUCCGGAUGUGCCACUCGCUCGUCAUGAACUACGGCCUCUACAAGCGCAUGGAGAUCUUCCGAGCCAAACCCGCGACGAAGCGAGAGAUGUCGCAGUUCCACACCGACGAGUACGUCGAAUUCCUCAACCGCGUCACUCCGGACAACGUCGAUUCGUUCGUUCGAGAGCAGUCCAAGUUCAACGUUGGUGACGAUUGUCCCGUGUUCGAUGGGUUGUUCGAGUACUGCUCUAUCUCAGCUGGUGGGUCGAUGGAAGGUGCGGCUAGGUUGAGCAGAGACAAGUGCGACAUCGCCAUCAACUGGGCGGGUGGAUUGCAUCACGCCAAGAAGGGUGAAGCUAGCGGAUUUUGCUAUAUCAACGAUAUCGUUUUGGGUAUCCUCGAGUUGCUAAGGUACCACCCGCGUGUACUGUACAUCGAUAUCGACGUGCAUCAUGGAGACGGAGUGGAGGAAGCCUUCUACACAACGGACCGCGUCAUGACCUGUUCCUUCCACAAGUACGGAGAAUUCUUCCCCGGAACAGGCGAACUGCGAGACAUCGGUAUCGGCAAAGGCAAGAUGUACUCGUGCAACUUCCCCCUCCGCGACGGCAUCACCGACGAAAGCUACAAGACCGUCUUCGAGCCGGUCAUCUCCCAGAUCAUGGAGCACUACCAACCCUCGGCCGUCGUGCUCCAGUGCGGCAGCGAUUCGCUUGCGGGCGACAAGCUCGGCUGCUUCAACCUUUCGAUGCGCGGGCACGCCAACUGCGUAGAGUACGUGAAAUCCUUCGGUCUGCCGCUGCUGCUGCUGGGAGGUGGUGGGUAUACGAUGCGCAACGUCUCGCGCGCAUGGGCGUUCGAAACCGGCCUGGCGGCGGGUCAGGAGCUCAACCCGCAGAUCCCCGUCAACGAGUACUACGAAUACUUUGGCCCCGACUACCGGCUGGAUGUGCGACCGAACAACAUGGAGGACCUCAACACGCGCGAGUACCUGGAGAAGAUCAAGAUCCAAGUAUUCGAGAACCUGCGGCAGACGGCCCACGCCCCUUCGGUGCAGGGUCAUGUGGAACCGAGGAGCAUCAUCGAACAGAUGCACCUCGAGAACGUCAACGGCGAAGAGGAGGACGAGAGGAUGGAGCUGGGCGACAAGAACGGCCUGCAGGUGCUGGAGGACAAGUUCCCGGACGAGCGGGUGGUGGAACGACGAGAGUUCCAGGAUCACUCGAGGAGAGGAGACGACGAGCUGGAUAGGGAGGGAAGGGUGAACGUGGGGAGGGUGGAAGAGGAAUCGGGAGCCGGGGAGAGGAGAGUUGCGAUUGGAGAGGCGAAGAACCCCACCGCGGAUGCUGAGGAGGACGCGAUAGAUGAAAAGAUCGAGGCGGAUGCCGUGGCGAAACAGGAGGCGAAGAAGCAGGAGGCGAAAGCGGAAGAGGUGCAGGUGGAAACGCAGCAGGCCAAGACGGAAGAGCCAAUUGAGGCGGAUGAUGCUGUUGCUCCCGCUGCGGACGCCGCUCCUGCAGCAAGCGAAACCGCGACACCAGCCGUCGUCGAACCUCCUGCAUCCACAACCGCUGCGUCGACACAGUCCGAUGCUGCAGCAGCAGCAGCUACCGCCACCGACGCAUCCACCGCUCCCACCGCCGACCCAUCACAACCCUCGGCAACGACCGCCGACACCGCCGAAUCCACCAGCAUGGACAUCGAUUCAUAA
This is a messenger RNA of Pseudozyma hubeiensis SY62, 1899 nucleotides long. RefSeq names its product histone deacetylase complex component. The record is from RefSeq and is a predicted model, not a curated record. Gene Ontology annotation, molecular function: histone deacetylase activity. The transcript has a single exon. Bases 1 to 1899 code for a protein of 632 amino acids. Lineage: Eukaryota; Fungi; Basidiomycota; Ustilaginomycetes; Ustilaginales; Ustilaginaceae.